ACUAUGACUUUUAAUAACCCUACAGGAAACAUUAUUUCCGUGUGUGUCAGCACAGCGGCGGUUAGCUACAGUCUGAUGGGACGUGUUCUGCUGUCCAAGUUUUUACAUCACCAUUUGCAUCCUUUCCUUACUCGAAUGUUUACUUACUGUUUUGUAGAUACUGCAGCCUUUGGGGUUGGAUGCCUAGAAGCGACCCUGCAAUUCGAUCUCACGGUAUUUGCUUAAACGCAGCAUUGUUGGUGGAUUUUCAGGUUGAACAUUGUGCGACGCGACACACCGAGGACACUUGGGGGGUGGGGGGUUUGGCUCUGAUCUCCAGAGAGACACCAGGAUGGCAUCUGGAUGGGCCUCAGCAAACAGGGCCAACUUGGCAGCCUCGAAAUUGAUGUGGAGUAACAGGGAUGCAGUGCUCAUUUCAGAACCAGAACAGUCACAUGACACUGAUCGACCUGGAAUCUGUACACAGGACAGUGUCCGAGAGUGGCUUAUAACGCAUGAGGCGGAUGCAAAACCAGACCACAUUCUAGAAGCUUCAUCAGGGCCUCUAAAGAGGAACGCCAGCAGUGAGGAUGACCUAGCAUUGGGCACUGAAGCGUCUUUAUAUGGUAAACAGGGAGUGAGGACUGUCCAGGAAUUUCUGAGGAGUACCAGGCCACGCCCAUAUUUCAGCAGGUGGAACAGCCUGACUUCAGCCACAUCAGCACGGUCAGCUCCACUCAGUGUAAUGGACGUGUUGAACCUUUGGAGUGACGACCCUGAGGAGGUCCUACUGGACCUGGGCUUUGGCUGUGAAGAGCCUGACAUCUCUGGACGAAUCCCAGCCCGCUUUAUUAACAACAAGUCCAGCGCCCGGGGGAUCAACAUCCAGGUUUUUCUGGAUGCCCAAAAGAACCGCAUGGACAUAGAGAACCCUGAUGUCAGCAAUCGGUUCAGACAGUUGGAGGUGCUGCAGCAGGUUACUACUGCGUUCUCGUCUUUGGUUGGCGGCGCGUCAACAGACUCCAGUGCCCAAAUCGGAGCCCCGGAUUUAGGCUCCGCCGAGACCAGGGAGAGGAGGAAGAGGAUGGGAAUGCUGCUUCGCCGAGCCUCCAGGAAAACCCUCAGUCAGCUCCAGAACCAGACUCAGAACCAAACUCAGACCCAGACACAAGAAUUGCAUGACCCAACCCCCACUCCACAGAGUCCCUUAGUCCAGCCACAUCAGCCCACAGCUUGCCUGCCAGACAACCGGACCUCCCUAAAACGAGCCAGACAGUGCCUUGCUGAGAGUAUUUCUUUAACAUCGCUUGUAGAGGAGCAAGGCCCAGCCUCAGAAGUGCCAGAGCCCCCCUUUAUCCCCCAGCAGGCCCAGGAGGGCACUCUCAGGCUCGGGGUUGGGAGGGAGCCUCUUCCCAUGACGUCUCCUGGUGUUCCAAUCAGGAAGAAGCUGCCUGGGGAAGCUAGGGAGUCGUUUGAGAUGGAGGAGAUCCAGAGCUUUGACGAGGGCAGUGUUUCAGAGAGCUACACCGGACCGUCCAACUCCACAGCAGGGUGUGUGAUGAGGACAAACAGCUGCCAGUCUGACAGUAGUGGUUUCCUGGAGGAGCCCUUGAUCCCUUCACUUAACCAACACCCGUUACCUGGAGCAGAGCUCAUGAAGGCUUUGUCAGGCAUGUCUGGGGGCAGCACUGACAGCCAAAUCACAGUGAGGGAAGUUUCCCUGGAUCCCCCCUCUCCCAGUGUCCUUAUCUCAAACCCCUUGUCUCCCGGGUCCCAGUCUUUUUCCCUUCACUCCUCCUCUCCUUCCCUUGAGCCGUCCUCAUCUUCCUUGGACCCAUCCUCUCCUUUCCUGAAGCCCUCAAAUUCCCUUGAGCCCUCCCCUUCCCUGGAUCCUUCCUCAUUGUUGGUGAACCCCUCCUCUCCAUCAGUAAACCACUCUUCUCCUUUCCUGGAGACAUCUCCUUCCUUUGACCCUGCCGCUUCUUCCCUGGACCUCUCCUUUCCUUCCCUAGACACUUUCUCUCCUUCCAUGGACCCCUCCUCUCCUUCCCAGGAUCCCUCCUCUCCAUCCAUGGACCCCUCCUCUCCUUCCCAGGAUCCCUCAUCUCCUUCCAUGGACCCCUCCUCUCCUUCCCAGGAUCCCUCCUCUCCUUCCAUGGACCCCUCCUCUCCUUCCCAGGAUCCCUCCUCUCCUUCCAUGGACCCCUCCUCUCCUUCCCAGGAUCCCUCCUCUCCUUCCAUGGACCCCUCUUCUCCAUCCCAGGAUCCCUCCUCUCCUUCCAUGGACCCCUCCUCUCCUUCUCUGGACACUUCCUCUCCUUCUAUGGAACCAUCCCCUCUUUCCCUGGACCCCUCCACUCCUUCUUUGGACCCCUCUUCUCCUUCCCUGGACCCCUCCACUCCUUCCCUGGACCCCUCCACUCCUUCCCUGGACCCCUCCACUCCUUCCCUGGACCUGUCCUCCCCUUCCUUGUUGCUAUCCUCUUCUCUGGAGCCCUCCAAUUCUCUUGCGCCCUUCCCUUCCCUGGACUACUACUCUCCAUCGGAACCCCCCCACUCCCCUUCUCUGGAGACAACUAGAUUCUCCCCUGUCUCUGAUUCCUUGGAGAUAACCAACUGUGUUUCUGGAGCCAUGCCAAGCCUAAUGGAACAGGCUGUCACUGAGAAAAAUGGAAUCCCAUCGCACUGCAGUGUACCUUGUCAUGAGUCAGAUUCUCUGUCACAGCACUUAAUUAUUAUCAUGAAAACAAAGACAGAAAACUCUACUGUAGAAUCCGAGGAAGCAGUUCCAAUAAGAGGAAAGGGAAAUGAUGGAGAGCAACAAAGGGACAUUGUUCCGACAGAAAGAGGGGGUGUUAUUGAUGAGGACACAGACAGUCCUGGUUCACAUGAAGGUUCUUUGAUGGACACAGUAAUUCUGGAGCAGUUUGGGGAAAAAAUGAAAACAGAAAAAGACAUUAGUUCCAGUUCAGAAGGUCCAUUGUUGGCUUGUGUUGCUGUUCCAGAGAGGGCGAAUCAAAGCUCUGAAUCUUGUUCUGUUCAUCAUUUCUGGGCAUCAGACGUUCCUCUGUUAAGAUCUGGCUCUAACCUUUCAGAGCCUACUAACCCUGACCUCUCAAGUCCAAACCAGUCUUUCUCUCCCCUCACAAUGCUCUGGAAAGCAGGUAGCUCAGAGGGAUCUUCAAGUUUGGUUGUGCCAAAGUGUGUCCCAGAUCCAGACCUAACAACAAAACCGUUAGCAGAGCCACAUAAAGGCCAAUCAUCAACAUUACCUCCAGAGGAUGUGUCUUCCAUAUCCACAUCACCAGCAUUAGCUUUUCCUACAGGAUCCAGCUCAUCCCCAACACAACCACUCUCCUUCUCAUCCCCCAUUCCAACUUGUUCUCUAUCAGUCCUAACCACAACAACAGCCCCAUGCUCAGCCUCAAACGUACCUGCAGCCCAUUCCUUAACCUUGGCUCAUUCUCCGUCUCUAUCUGAUUUAAAAACCCGGCCCGUAGCCCCUGUAGUCCCUCACAAAGGUGCUUUCGGGUCAAGCCGGUCUGUGUCUGUCCAGAUGCCCUCGUGCCUGUCCUCUGUGUCCUGCUCUGCCCUCUGGGGAGCCGGCCUCCCCCACACUGUCUCCCCACUCAGUCCGUCUUUCGAGUCCCAUCCUUUGACCGACCAUCAUAAGCGUAGCUCCUUCUCCAGAAAGGCGCAGUCUGACGCGGACACCUGCCACUAUGGGACACCUCAAAACAUUGCAGUUUCCGCGGAAAAGGCGAACGCAACCUCUGAGGCGGUGUCACUUCCAUCCCUGCCAUCGUCUAAUCUGUGGCUGUCUAGAGACUGUCCGAAAAGAUCCCUAAGUUUCUGUGUGAAGUCCCCCUCUCUGGACAAGUGUCUGUGGCAGGGGGAGGAGGGGGAUGAAGUGGUGGAUGAGGAGGAGGACGAACGGUGGGAAAGGGCCCUGUUCUCUGAGUUGUCCUGUUGCUGCCCCUGUCAUAAACGCUGUAGCUGCUGUUCUCAGAGCAAUCGUCUCAAACUCUCACCAGCUGCUUCAGCUUUCCCUUAUUCCCUGGAUGAGCUCGAGGAACUGAUGCGCUGCGUGAGGAAAUUCCACUGUGUCCUGACAGACAUCGAGAAACAGCUGUCAGAAAACCAGGCUUCGGUGUAUGGCUCCCUAUCUGAUACUUACAGGGAUGAGGAGAAAGAGGUCCGGGAGCUUAGGAGAGCUGUGAAACAGGAAGCAGCCUUGUUGGAACGGCAGCUCACUGACCUGGCUCACCACUAUGAGGACAGCUUCAAAAUGAAGAUGUACAGACUACUGGACGAACAAUCGCACAUCUACACAGAGCUGAGGCUGUCCCCCCUGACUCCCAUGACCAGGCCCGUGCUUAGCCCCGCCCUUAGUCCUGCCCUUAGCCCCGCCCUAAGCGCAGCCUCCUCCAGGACUGUGGCCACACAGUGCUGCCAGCUACCCUGGCUGCCUUUGAAUGACUUGUCAGAUUCCGGUUUUCUUGUCCAGAAGCUGGAACGUGGUUCAACUGACACUGAGCCAGACAAACAGGACUUUGGGGGUUUUAUCCAACAAGCAAGGAAACUUUGACCAGAUAUACAACCAUAUACCAAAAUGUCUGACGUUUCAGAUUUACUGGAACAUAAAUGCUGAGUGUAUUAGAACUGUGUUGACUGUGUAUUGCUUAAAACAUAACAUAUCUAGUGGGGUUUUUCACCUGAAGGAGUCAUUGCGCCACUCUGUUUGAACUGAACUUGAAACACACCACCCUGCCUAACCGACCACUGUCUGGUUCCUCAUCUACAGAUGAUGCUUCUGCUGUAGCUUGCAGACUUUUAUACCAAGAUAUAGGAAGUUAAUUCCAUUGCUAUUAAAGUUCUGGACUUGCAAUGUCCAUGUGCAACAUGAUAAAUAAAGAACAUGAACAAUA
This is a messenger RNA of Esox lucius (northern pike), 4907 nucleotides long. RefSeq names its product ITPR interacting domain containing 1 (gene itprid1). Lineage: Eukaryota; Metazoa; Chordata; Actinopteri; Esociformes; Esocidae. The coding region runs from base 332 to 4567 and encodes 1411 amino acids. The record is from RefSeq and is a predicted model, not a curated record. The transcript is spliced from 14 exons. Gene Ontology annotation, molecular function: signaling receptor binding.